Molecule: messenger RNA, 855 nt
Organism: Diospyros lotus (date-plum)
Lineage: Eukaryota; Viridiplantae; Streptophyta; Magnoliopsida; Ericales; Ebenaceae
Product: 60S ribosomal protein L28-2-like
Exons: 4
Coding region: 156-593 (145 amino acids)
Biological process (GO): translation
Cellular component (GO): cytosolic large ribosomal subunit; ribosome
Molecular function (GO): structural constituent of ribosome
Source: RefSeq, a predicted model, not a curated record
AAAACAGUCAUUUUGGCCCUUUAGGGUUCCACGUACGGCUUAUGUAUAAAUAGCAAUAGCUGUUAAAGCUUCGUCUUCUCCCUCUAAACCCUACAAACCUCCCAGAUCAAGCCGGCCUGAGACAGCGCCUUAGGAAUUUGCUCUCUUGUGUGGAGAUGGCGACGUUACCUGGGCCGCUGAUAUGGGAGAUGGUGAAGAAGAACAACUCGUUUCUGGUGAAGGAGUUCGGUAACGGAACCGCCAGCGUGCAGUUCAGCAAAGAGCCCAACAAUCUUUACAAUCUCAAUUCCUACAAGCAUUCUGGGUUGGCUAACAAGAAAACUGUGACUAUUCAACCUGGAGGCAAAGAUCAAUCUGUUUUGUUUGCAACAGCAAAGACUAAGAAGCAGGGAAAACCUGCUACCUUGCUUCACAAGUCCAUCAUGAAGAAGGAGUUCCGCCGCAUGGCAAAGGCAGUCAAGAAUCAGGUGGCUGACAACUAUUACAGGCCUGAUUUGAAGAAUGCAGCACUUGCAAGGUUGAGUGCUGUGCAUAGGAGCCUUAAGGUUGCCAAAUCAGGCGUCAAGAAGAAGAACAGGCAGGCAGGCUGCUAAGACCACCCGUGGUAGGAAGUGAACUUAAGAAGAUGUGAUUUUUGCAUGAUUUAUGGACGCGUGGAAUGUUUGGAUUUUCAUCUUUUUUUGCUAUUUUGAAGCUAUUUCCUUUGACUUGAGUAGAUCAAGUUUCGAAGUGGGAGUAAAAGAGACGUAGUCUUUUAACUCAGUUUUCCAUCAACAUGUAGUUAGUUUAUCUUGGGCACUUCUACUCAAUAUUUGAGUUAUUAAUGCGAUAUGCUCUGAUUUUACUUGCUUGGGA